AUGCUCUCCCCCUCCCCACGGGGCAUCGAUAAGGAUACAGCGCUCGAUGUUGCCCGAGGUGGUCGGGAGAUGCGAGCGGAUGAUACGCACAGUUCACCUCCAGCGAACCUGGUCGUGAAAUCGGGGAGCCCGCCGGUUCCUCCGCUCGCCCGUCGUCGCAGCUCAGCGCUCAGGCCUCAGGCUCAACUCCCAUCAGCACACGACCACGCGUAG
This is a messenger RNA of Sparassis crispa, 213 nucleotides long. RefSeq lists its product as hypothetical. The record is from RefSeq and is a predicted model, not a curated record. The transcript is spliced from 2 exons. Bases 1 to 213 code for a protein of 70 amino acids. Lineage: Eukaryota; Fungi; Basidiomycota; Agaricomycetes; Polyporales; Sparassidaceae.